This is a messenger RNA of Necator americanus (New World hookworm), 2823 nucleotides long. RefSeq lists its product as uncharacterized. Gene Ontology annotation, biological process: protein N-linked glycosylation. Gene Ontology annotation, molecular function: structural constituent of ribosome. Lineage: Eukaryota; Metazoa; Nematoda; Chromadorea; Rhabditida; Ancylostomatidae. Gene Ontology annotation, cellular component: oligosaccharyltransferase complex; membrane; mitochondrial large ribosomal subunit. The transcript is spliced from 27 exons. The record is from RefSeq and is a predicted model, not a curated record. The coding region runs from base 1 to 2823 and encodes 940 amino acids.
AUGAGGCCGUUCAUUUUUCUAGUCGUAGCGUUUUCUUCUGUUUGUGCCCUUUCCCUCAAUAAUCACUGGGAAGAGAAGGAUACGAAAUGGUUAUCGCUUGUACUAGAGGGUGUUCUUAAAAAGAAGCUCGAUAAUAUUGCUUCUCUUCAUUAUGCUGCAAGUGGUUUGAAACUUUUGAAUGUUAAACCGUCGGAUGCUGCUGCAAAGGAAGCCUGCGAUGUUGCUAAGAAAGCUGACUUGUCUAAACUUGACGUCUUAUACAACGCGGCUGCUUUAUCCGCUGAUCUUCCGGAUUGCUCUUUGACAAAUACAAAAGAAGCACAAAAAACAAUUGAAAGUGUAUUAGCUGAGUCUAACCCUAGUGGCGAAAGAAUAACACAAGCCCUUCGUGCAGCUGAUCGCUUGAACAUUAAGGUGAACCAGGCUGCAUUUGAUAAGAUUUUAACUGCAGCUAUGAAAGAUGAUUCAGCCGCCAAUCUUGCAUGGAUUUUCAAUGCAGCAGCUCUUUUGGAUAAGGGAACUGGAGCCAAAUACUUCGAUAAGAUCAAGAAUCUUGUUUCUCAAGCUGAUGAAGUAGACAAGAAAUUCCUGCAAUUUGACGGUGGCCUCACUAUUACUGCUAUUGCUAUUCAUGGAAUCAUGUCUUUAGCUGAGAAGCAAGGGAAAAUGCCACCAGUUUCUCAGGAACAGAUAUUAUUGUUCUCCAACUACCUUCUCUCUCGAAAGCACGUCUCCACAGAAAAAUCGGCUUUCCAUCUGCUUAGUGCUCUUGGAGUCCUUGUAAAUAAUCACCACCUUGUCCCAGUUGCAAUAUCUCUCGUUGGACCGGUUAUGAUUGAGCGUCUGGAUUAUAUCAAGAUUUCUGUUGCGAAUGUUUUUGGCUUGCCGAUCGAAGCAACUUAUGUCCGUGUUGAUAUUAUUCCGGAAGGGGCAGACUAUUCCGUCAUGGGGAAUUUAAGGAUGACGCAGUUGGAAUCAGACCGACGAAUCUGGGUAUUCGGCCCAGAUAAACUACCAGAUAACCCCGGCUUCCAUACGCUUGAUGUGAAGAUUGAGUCAAAAGACAAGCGCCUUGUUGGUUUGACGGGAUCUAGCGUUUUGAUUAAAAACUGUGAAAACGUCAUAAUCGAAGACUUUAAACUUGGAGUACUCGAGAAAGAUGAUGCCGUUACUGGAGCAUCCCUCAGCAGUGUAGUACAAUUCUCCAAGUUUGGAAAGGUUCUCCAAGCAGAUAAUACGAAGAGAGUGUACAUAUCCUUCUCCAUCAAACCCCAUAGUGGAGCUGCCGCUCCAAUACAGCCACAUCAGGUGUUUGUUCUCUUCAAACACAGCAGUGGUGCAGAGGUGUUUUACACAGCCGAUGUCCAAACCGGUGGCAAAUACCUUCUUGACAUUAAUCUUGCAAAAGCCCACAAAGAUUUCGAAGGUCUGUCUGGAAAAUACACUGCUCAUCUCAUAAUUGGUGAUGCUAGGAUUCGAUCCCCCAUAGACUGGCCAUUUGCCGAUUUCUCACUCACAAUUCCACCUACACAAAAACACGUUGAGCCGAAAUCACACCGUAUUGAGUAUGAUCCCAAGCCGGAGAUCAAACACGUUUUCCGACAGCCUGAGAAGAGACCUCCCACGAUCGUUUCGGAUGCCUUUACCGUCAUCUGUCUUGCUCCACUUUUGUUGCUUCUCAUUUUGUGGUUGCGCAUUGGUAUGAACUUUGGCAAUAUGCCGGUCAGUAUCUGGACGCUAUUUUUCCACCUUGGACUGGCUGCCUUGUUCGGAUUGUACUUCGUGUUCUGGCUGCGGCUUAACAUGUUUGACACCCUUAAGUAUCUCGCCGGAAUUAGUGCAUUCACCUAUCUUGCUGGAAAUCGCGUGCUCAGGGCAAUCGCUGAGAAAAGAAAACACAAAACUGAGAUGUCCUUGACGAAAAACCUGAGGAGUUUGACCUCCAUAGGACCUCGUGCUGUUGUUACAUGGGAUAAGGCGGAGCGCAUACGCCGAAACGAGGAGAUUUGGGCUAAUCCAAAUUCAAUAGUUCAUCGUUUGCCUGAACAUUAUUGUAAGCGAUAUUGGGACAAUUUGCUCCGGGAUGCCACACCAGUGCAUUAUAGGCCACCGACGUCACGUUUGUACUGGGAUCCUGUGAGGAAAGUUGAGGUGGAAGCAGAGAAUUAUCCGUUGUUAGUACUACAUCCAUCGGAAGCUGAUGAGGGACUAUGGGGUGGUGAAGGAGUUGUGAAAGGUUGGAAGGAGUCACGUCCGUAUACCAAGAAGAAGGUAUUGCCAAGACACUGGGUACCUCGACUUUAUUUUCCGGCCUUGAAAAAUAGUGUACUGUAUUCAGAAAUUCUCGACAAACAUAUGACGAUCACUGUCACCGAAAGAACAAUGCGUCUUAUUGAUCAACAUUUUGGUCUUGACUACUAUAUUCUCCGUACUCCUGAGAUUGAUUUAGCAUCAAAGCUUGGAAACAGACUUAAACGAGAAAUGCUGCUUACUCUCGCGAAAGGUACGUAUUAUCCAGAUGAUGAGGAGCGACACAAUUUUAUAAGGCAGAAAUACGCGGAAUUCGUGAUACCUGAGGAGGAGGCUGAUUGGAUCGGUUUGGAUUUGAAUGAGGCUGCGCGCAAACAGCAGGAGCUCGAGGAACGACGAAUUCCUGAGCCAUUGAAAUUCAAAUUUGAGAGAGACCUAGUGGCACGACUGCGUGCUGGAACGGACAUGAUCGCGAAUGAGGAGGAGUUCGCGCCGAAAACCGAAGAAAGUAAAUUUGGUGAACGCCUUCUUGGAAAAUACCUCGAUCCUGUUGCGAAGCGUUUCCGAAGAUAG